Messenger RNA from Medioppia subpectinata, 183 nucleotides. NCBI's taxonomy places the organism in Eukaryota, Metazoa, Arthropoda, Arachnida, Sarcoptiformes, Oppiidae. The record is from the annotation of a GenBank genome assembly.
AUGGCAAAUGGUUUGCGAGUCAUGUCAUCCCCGACUUAUUAUUAUGUCUAUAUCGGCACGUAUUAUGUCUGCCACUGGCUCUCCACAGUGAAAGAAGUUUUUCUGUCUGUUAAUGCAUCCAAAAUCGGUUUAGGGACUAUCAUUAUAGCUCUCAUAUUGUUUUUGUCACAUAUAGUGCACUAA